AUGUUCACACACAAAUCCACAAACAACUCCCGACCUAGACUCUUGAACAAGCCCAGUGCUGGCCAUUCCAAGAGGAGGAAUGCAGACAGUCAUGCCAGUCAAAACGAAAAGGAUGAAGAAGAAGAAAAGCUCCAAAACCUCAAAGAAUUUCGAGAACGAAAAAAGUUAGAAGAAAUUGAAAUUGAUAAACGUUUCUUCGGAGCACCAAUAGAAGGCACCAAACAACUUGGAUGGUUGUUGAACUUUCGAUCGACAAGUGUACCUGAAAAAUUAGCAACUGGUGGUUCAGAAAUGGAAGACAACAUUCAUUCAUCAAGUUUGGAUGUUUCUGCUGUUGUUUUGUACUUUAUCAGUGAUGAAGGAGAAUAUUUUUCUGUCACCAAAGUAUUUGAACCCUAUUUCUAUAUCGCUGUGAAGGAUGAUCACUCUUUUACUGAAGUGAGCAAUUAUUUGACAUCUUUAGAUCCAUUGGUUUCUCUUGACAUUGUUGAGAAGGAAGAUUUGAAUAAGAUGAACCAUCUCUCGGGAAUUAAAGCAAAAUUUAUGAAAUUGAAAUUCAAGAAUGUUCAGCAGCUCAUGGAAAUGAGAUCUAAAUUAUUACCAAUUAUUGAAAAGAAUAAGAAAAAGAAUCAAAACUCAUUUGAAGUACUAGAAGAAGAAUUACUUGAAGAAAAAGAUUUUGAAGAUGAGUUCUUGGAUGAUUUGGAUGACUAUGAAAGAGGAAUUCGAAGAAAGAGAAAAGCCAAACUUUCAACAAUGGAUUGUGUUGAUAAAAUUAUUGACAUUCGAGAAUAUGAUAUCAAGUAUCACAUUCGUUGUGCCAUUGACAGUGAUUUGAGAGUUGGUUAUUGGUACGAUGUUUCUAUUGAAGAAGGAACUGUUGUACUCUCAAUGCGACAAGAUAUUGAAGAAAGAGCCAUUCCUAAAGUUUGUGCAUUUGAUAUUGAAACUACCAAACCUCCUCUCAUGUUUCCUGAUCCUCAAUCUGAUCGAAUUAUGAUGAUAUCUUACAUGAUUGAUGGUCACGGUUACUUAAUUGUGAAUCGUGAAAUUGUAUCAGAAGAUAUUGAAAAUUUUGAUUACACACCCAAAGACGAAUUUCCAGGUUAUUUCGAAGUAUUUAAUGUUGAAAAUGAGAAGGAGUUAUUGUUAAAAUGGUUUUCACACAUGCAAGAAGAGAAACCUUGUGUCUAUGUCACUUACAACGGUGACUACUUUGAUUGGCCUUUCAUUGAAGAAAGAGCAAAAGUAUAUUCACUCAAUUUGAGAGAACACGUUGGUUAUUACAGACUCUCAGGAGAUAGCAAGAGAUUAGGAUCGGACACAGAAUAUGGUAGUUCCUUUGGUGUUCACAUUGACUGUUUGUAUUGGGUCAUUAGAGAUAGUUAUUUACCUCAUGGUUCACAUGGAUUGAAAGCAGUGACUAGAGCCAAACUCAAAUACGAUCCUAUUGAGGUAGAUCCAGAAGAAAUGCUUCCUCUUGCUUCCUCAGAACCACAAAAAUUAGCUUCCUAUUCAGUUUCAGAUGCUGUUUCAACUUAUUAUCUAUAUAUGAAGUAUAUCAAUCCUUUUAUUUUCUCAUUGUGUAAUAUCAUUCCAAUGCCUCCAGAUGAAGUAUUGAGAAAGGGUUCAGGAACUUUGUGUGAAACUUUAUUGAUGGUUCAAGCAUUCAAAGGAAAUAUUAUUUUCCCAAAUCGAUAUCAAUCAGAUCCAGAGAAAAUGUAUAAGGGACACUUGAUUGCCAGUGAGACCUAUAUUGGAGGUCGUGUGGAAGGUUUAAAAUCCGGUGUGUAUCGAUCCGAUAUUCCACACUCUUUCAAAUUGAAUCCAAAUCGAUAUCAAACACUGAUUGCCAAUGUGGAUCGAGCUCUUCGAUUUUCUAUUCAAGUUGAACAACAACUCGAGGUGGAUCAAGUGGCUAACUUUGAUGAAGUGAAACAAGAAAUUAUUGAUGCCUUACUCAAGUUGAAAGAAACACCUGAGAGAAUGGAAUGUCCAAAAUUGUACCACUUGGACGUUGGUGCCAUGUAUCCAAAUAUUAUUUUAACACAUCGAUUACAACCCUCUGCCAUGGUCAAUGAAGAUACAUGUGCUCAAUGCAUUUAUAACAAACCAGAGAAUGAUUGUAAGAGAAUUAUGAAAUGGCAUUUCAGAGCUGAAUAUUUCACAGCCACUCGUUCGGAAUUUAAUAUUGCAAAGAAUACACUCAUGAAUGAAAACCCAGAUUAUACCAACGAAGAAUUGAGAAAACGAGUCGGUGAAAUUAGUCAAAAAGCUCACAAAAAGAAAUACAAUAAGGAGAGUAUGGUUAAAGAUGCCACUAUUUGUCAACGAGAAAAUCCAUUCUAUGUGAACACUGUGAGAGAAUUUCGUGAUCGAAGAUAUGUGUUGAAAGAUAAAACAAAAGAAUGGAAAGACAAGAUGAAAGAUCCAGAGUUUGAAGAAAAAGCCAAAGUCAUGCUCGUUCUGUAUGAUUCUCUUCAACUUGCACACAAAUGUAUUUUGAACUCGUUCUAUGGCUAUGUCAUGAGAAAAGCAGCUCGAUGGUAUUCUAUGGAAAUGGCAGGUGUUGUAACAUAUAAUGGAGCUCAAAUUAUUAGAAUGGCAAGAGAAUUAAUUGAUGAUAUUGGAACUUCACUUGAAUUAGAUACUGAUGGUAUUUGGUGUAUGCUUCCUGGUUCAUUCCCUGAAAACUUUACACUCAAAUUAACGAAUGGAAAGAAGAGAACUAUUUCAUAUCCAUGUUUAAUGUUAAAUGCAGAUGUUGCACAGAAUUUUAGUAACAAUCAAUAUCAAAAUUUCAAUCCCGAGACUGGACAAUGGGAAAAACGUUCAGAAUGUUCCAUUUUCUUUGAAGUGGAUGGACCUUAUCGUGCCAUGAUCUUACCAGCCUCAAAAGAAGAAGGAAAAUCUAUCAAGAAAAGAUAUGCAGUAUUCAAUCAUGAUGGAACAUUGGCCGAAUUGAAAGGAUUUGAAAUUAAGAGAAGAGGUGAAUUGAAAUUGAUCAAAAUUUUCCAAUCUCAAGUCUUUGAACAAUUCUUGAAAGGUCUAACUCUCAAAGAAUGUUAUGAUUGUGUUGCAGAAAUUGCGAAUCGAUGGCUUGAUAUUCUUUACACAAAAGGUGAAGGAAUUGAAACAAAACAACUCUUUGAUUACAUUACAGAAAGUUCAAAUAUGAGCAAAAAGCUUGAAGAAUAUGGAAAUCAAAAAGCAGCAAGAAUUACUGCUGCUAAAAGACUUGUGGACUUGUUUGGAGAACAAAUGGUUCGAGAUAAGGGAUUAGUCUGUAGUUAUAUUGUGGCUAAAAAACCUGAAAAUGCAAGCGUGACAGAACGUGUCAUUCCAACAAUAGUUUUUCAAAAAGAAGAAUCUGUCUGUCUUACAUUCUUGAGAAAAUGGACCAAAGAUAAUUCACUCACAGAAAUUGAUUUGAAAGAAAUUGUGGAUUGGGAUUAUUAUAUUGAACGAUUGGGAAGUGCCAUUCAAAAGAUUAUUACCAUUCCUGCUGCAUUGCAAGCCAUUGAAAAUCCAGUGCCGAGAGUGAAACAUCCAGAUUGGUUGUUGAAGAAAUUGAAAGAGAAUGAUAGUCAAUCGAAACAGAGAUCUCUUCUCUCCAUGUUGAAAUCAAGUUCUUCCACUAUGGAAGAUGUGAACUCGGAUGUUAUGGAUUCAUCAGACUCCACCGAUGAGGAUGGAUGGACUCUGAAACGUAAAUUGGAUGAAAACCACUUGUCUGACGAUGAACAAGUUUCACAAAAAAAGAAAAAACCAAACAAGAAGAAGAAACAACAACAUGAAUCCAGCGAUGAUGAAGAGACCAAUGCUCCACUUGGAGAUGGUACCAUGGCAUCCUUUGUUCAAUUCUAUUCCAAUCAACUUAAAGAUUUAGUAUGGCAUAUUCUUGAAAUUAGAGAAACAGACACACCAGGACUUCUCAAUCUCUUUAUUUGUGUGGGAGGCAAGAUGAGAACGAUGAAAAUUAAGGUACCACGUGUGAUUUAUCUCAAUUUCUAUAAGAAACAACAGUAUGAUGUAGAACCAAGAAAGAAACUUCCAAUGCUCUCAAGUCUUUUAUCAGAAAAUUCAGUGACUAACAAACAAGAAACAUUCCUCUAUAAGAAGAAAUUUGAUGAAGUUGUUUAUCAAAAGAAUUUACAAAGCAUGUAUUCUGAAUUUUCUAAUCCUGAUAUUCAAGGAGUGUAUGAAACUCAAAUUGAUCCAGUGUUAAGAUCCAUACUUUAUAUUGGUGCAUUAUGUAAGGUAGAUCCAAAAUCGAGAAGCAAAUUAGAUUCCACUUCUGUCUUGUCUGUUUCUGAUUUGAUUCAAAUCGAUGGAAAUAUUUCUAAAAAGACAAGAGGUGUCUCCUAUUUGAAUGAUAUCAGUAAUUUACAGAAAUUAUAUUUAUUUGAAAGUUACUCAGAUGUGAGAGGAAUUAUUGGAUUGUUUUCAUUUGCCACUAAGAAGGCAUACAUCUUUUUGAUUCAUUCUGUUGAGAUUCAAACCGUUGGUCUUCAUCCAGAUCGAAUCUUUGAUGAAGUUUUGGAUCAAUUAUUGCAAACAAAUUCACAAUUGAAUAUUACAGAAAUUGAAGAAUUUGAACUUGAUGUUUACAAGAAUCGAAAUGAUGUGAUUCGUGAAAUUAAUAACAUUUUAACACGAGAAAGAAAGGCCUCUUCCUUAUUAAUGGUACAAUCUCCAUUCUCAUUCCAAACCAAGACUGCUGCAGAGCAAGCUCCUAUUUUAUCUGAAAUUCCAAUUAUUGCCAUUCCUUUCAAUGAUGAAGAUAACAAGUAUCAACAUGCUCUCUCUGGUUAUUGGAUGAAUCAAUGUGUGAAACAAAUGUUCAUUCGAUAUUGUGCCAUUGAAAAGUGGUAUCAAGAUAUGGUCAGCUACAGUAAUUAUUGUGGUAUUCCAAUUGGUAAUAUUGAAUCCAAUGACUUUGUCAUGUUCCUUAUUGAUAUCAUGUUAGGAAGAUCUCUUCAAGAAAAUUAUGUGCUGUGGUUGAGUAAGGCCAACAAACCUGAUUUGGGUGGAUGUGAAAAUGAUGCUCUUCAACAGCAAGCUCUCAUCAGUGAUGAACAAUUAUAUUCUAGAAGUGGAUCUUUUAUUAACCAUUCAGCAUGUUAUCACUCUGUUUGUGUGGAAUUUGAAUUGAGCCAUUUGGAUAUCAAUGCGAUACUUCAAAGUAAUUUCAUUGAAGAAACUUUGGAUGAGAAAAACACGAAUGCAUCGAAAUUUGCUUCAACUCCUGAAGUAUUCAAGAUAUUCAAGCAAUUAGUUUCUAAAUUAUUUGCUGAUGUCCACAAUGAAGAAGCAUUGUCACCUCAAGUACCUGAUCUGAUUUUAGCAAACUUGUAUCGAUGGUGUAGCAAUUCUCAUGCCAAGAUGUAUCAUCCAGAAAUCCUAUCCUUUGUUUAUAGACUUCAAAAGAAAGCAUUUCUUCAAUUAUGUGCACAUUUAAAGAAAUCUGGAUGUAGAAUUAUUUAUGCCAAUUUUACCAAAGUUGUGAUUGACACGGGAAAGAACACCAUUGAUGAAGCAACCAUUUAUACAGAUUAUCUAAAAUCAAGUCUUCAACAACAAAAACUCUUUGCAUGGAUUGAUAUUGAAGUUAAAAACAUGUGGAGUAAUCUUUUAUGGUACAAUCCAAGAAAUUACUUGGGAUUUAAAGAAGAUCAAGAAACUGAAACUGGUCUCGUUGCAGAUCCUCAAAUUGAUAUUCUUGAUGAACUUCCACAAGCUGUGAAAACUCAUUUAAUUUUCUAUGUAUCGACAUACAUGUAUGAAUGUUUAAAGUUUAGAAGAUCUCUCGAUGAGAAAAUGUCCACCAUGAAACCAGAAGAAUUUCACAAGAGUCAAGAAGAGCAUGCACAAGAAUUUCUCUCUACCAAAUAUUCCGAAAGUCUCAUGGAUACGAUGAGUAAUCAAUUGAAACAAUUAACCAUGCAAGUGAUGGAUAGCAACAACACCAAUGGAAAAGACAUUCGAUUAGAAUUUGUCAAUGCACUGUGUCAUUUACUUUCCAUUGAUCUAUUCAUUCGAGAUGAAGUGAAUGUUUUGAAACGAUCCUUAUUGAAAUUAUUAGGUGUGAAAGAAUUCUCUCCAGAAUCUAUUUUCAAACGAACUCAACAUUCAUUCAAACUUCCAGAUAUGAUUUGUUCUUAUUGCAGUUCAUGUUUUGAUCUUGAAUUAGGAAAAGGACACGAUCAUGGUUUCAAAUGUCAACACUGCACGAGUGAUUUUGAUAAGAAUCUCAUUGAGGGAAAACUCAUUGAUUUCACACAAAACAAAAUGAUUAGUUAUCAAUUACAAGAUUUGCAAUGCUCUCGAUGUUCACAAAUUAAUCCAAAUAAUGUCAUGGAACGUUGUACUUGUUCUGGUAAAUGGAUUCCAGCACAAGCAGAAAAUAAGAGUGAAAAGAUAUUUGAAACACUUCGAUUAUUGGAAUCGAUUGCUGAGCAGUAUCAUUUUGAAACAUUGAGUGAAAUUUUAAAGUACAAUUUCAAUAGUAGUAACCAAAAGUAUUAUUAA
Naegleria lovaniensis is the source of this 6531-nucleotide messenger RNA. RefSeq lists its product as uncharacterized. The transcript has a single exon. Gene Ontology annotation, cellular component: nucleus; epsilon DNA polymerase complex. Gene Ontology annotation, biological process: DNA replication; nucleotide-excision repair, DNA gap filling; base-excision repair, gap-filling. The coding region runs from base 1 to 6531 and encodes 2176 amino acids. The record is from RefSeq and is a predicted model, not a curated record. Gene Ontology annotation, molecular function: DNA binding; nucleotide binding; DNA-directed DNA polymerase activity. Lineage: Eukaryota; Heterolobosea; Eutetramitea; Acrasida; Naegleriidae.